Molecule: messenger RNA, 7629 nt
Organism: Uranotaenia lowii
Lineage: Eukaryota; Metazoa; Arthropoda; Insecta; Diptera; Culicidae
Product: chromodomain-helicase-DNA-binding protein 1-like
Exons: 7
Coding region: 480-6509 (2009 amino acids)
Biological process (GO): nucleosome organization; regulation of transcription by RNA polymerase II
Cellular component (GO): chromatin; nucleus
Molecular function (GO): histone binding; ATP-dependent chromatin remodeler activity; ATP hydrolysis activity
Source: RefSeq, a predicted model, not a curated record
UGGCGCAUUGAAGUGAACAGCAGCAGCUAUCGCACAGAGCGCUCCAGUUUUGUUCAGUAUUUUUGCCUAUCAAGAGUUCAGUGAGUGCAAUCCAGUGCAGCAUCCCCCCGGGUUCAAAACAAACAACACCGGUGACUUUGAGGAGUUGCGAACAAGUUAGUGGAAGUUUUGACUGUGAUUUCUGGUUCAGUUUCCUGUAAAUAGUGAAUCCCGUUCUUCAGUUUUUGGAGGACGAGUGAAAUUUUCCUUGAUCGUUGCUAUCGCUGGUACCGAAGUCAUCCAAAAUGGCGUCUGAGUGAUGUGAUGAAUUUCGUUGCUGGACAUUCAAAAUUCGAUUUUCGUGUUUGAAUGUUAAUAUUUUUAAUAGUUUUCAACGAAAUUGGACAGAUUAGCGCGGAUGUGAUAUUCCGGAAGCAAUCCCCCUCCUGCGGCAUCGAAUUUUGACCAGCUUUAUAAGGAAAAACCGCCUGGAAAUUAUCAUGAGCCAGUCGAAGGAGGAGAAAAGUGACUCGGAGAAUGAAUCCAACAGCGAGCACAGCAAAAGUGAUUCCGGGUCCGAGUCGGAAAGUGAAAGCGGUUCCGGUUCCGGUUCCCAGUCCAGCGGUUCCAGCAGCAGCGAUGAGGAGGAUCAGAACCGUCGAAGCAGUACCAACAACAGCAGCAGCGUGAACACCUCCACCCACAACGACAAUGCCCGGGAUGGCACCGAAGACAAACCGAAUGGUACCGCUUCCGGCGAUGAGGAAGACGAAGAAGAGGAUGCCGCCUCUAGCACCAAUCAGCACAAUUCGAGCAAAUCGGCUCCCGGUGAGGAGGAGGACGAGGACGAUGACGACGAUGAAGAAGAACAGGACGAUGACGAUUACGCGGAAGCAGCUCAGAAGAAGCAAAUAAAUCACAACAAUGCGUCUAACAACUCAAAAGCUCAGAGCAGUGAUCAUUCCGAAGGUCAUUCGGGAUCGGAGGAAAGUGGCGAUGAGCAGAACAGCGAAGCGAAAAGCUCCGAUUCGGAAGGAAGCGACAAGGCGAGUAAUGCCAGCGCAAGUCAGGAUGAGUCGGAACAAAGUCAAAACUCACCGGAAGAGGAGGAACAUUCGUCUAAAAGUAGUUACGAUGAUGAAGACUACGCGGCUAACAAACGGCGAAAUCAUGCCCGCAAUAAGAAAGCUGUCCUAGCUAGGCGCAAGGCCGCCGCUGCCAGUUCUACCCAGACAAAGAAAAAAGCGAAGAAAAGUCGCUGGAAGUCAGAUACUUCGGAUGAAGAAAGUGACAUGAGCGAGCCAGAAAGCUCCGAGGAAGAAGAACGUUACACUUCCAGCGGGCGACGGACAACGGCGCCAUCUUCGAAAAAGAGAACAGCUCCUGCGACCAAACCGAAAGCGAAAAGUGCGGCUGCGAAAAAGAAACGAGCUGCCUACUCUUCGGAUGACGAUAGUGAUGAUCACUCCCGGCAAGGUCGCAGUCGUAGAGCUACGGCUGUGAGCUAUAAAGAGGUGAGCGGCGAUGAACCAACGGACAGUGACGAUUUGCUGGAGGUUGACCAAGAGGCGGAAGAGGCAGCCGCAGCUGCUGCCAUCGAAGAUGAAAAGACUGAAACGAUCGAAAGGAUCAUCGGGCAGCGAAUAGGUAAAAAGGGAGCGUCCGGAGCUGUGACUACAGUUUAUGCCAUUGAUGAAAAUGGUGACCCGAACGAGGGAGUAGAUGUGACUGACGAGAAGGAAACUGAACCUCAAUAUCUCAUCAAAUGGACCGGUUGGUCAUACAUACAUUGCACGUGGGAAUCCGAGGAAACCCUCAAAGAUCAGAAAGUAAAAGGAAUGAAAAAAUUAGAAAACUAUAUCAAAAGAGAGAAAGAUAUAGAGUAUUGGAGAAAAUACCAAGCGGGUCCGGAGGACAUUGAUUACUACGAAUGCCAGCAAGAACUUCAACAAGAUCUCCUAAAAAGUUACUACAAUGUUGAACGAGUCAUAGCGCAGGUUGAAAAACCGGAAGGUGGAAAGGAUUACCUCUGCAAGUGGGAAUCACUGCCGUAUGCAGAUGCCACUUGGGAGGAUGCGGGUCUCAUAGCUAAGAAAUGGUUGCCGAAAAUCGAAGCCUUCCAUGAACGAGAGGAAAGUAGAAGAACCCCUUCAAAGCAUUGCAAAGCUCUUCGUAACAGGCCCAAGUUUCAUCACCUAAAAUCACAGCCAGAAUAUCUGGGAGAAGAGCGGGGCUUGAAACUUCGAGAUUAUCAGAUGGAUGGCCUGAAUUGGUUGAUUCUAACAUGGUGCAAAGAAAAUUCGGUUAUUUUGGCCGAUGAAAUGGGUCUUGGUAAAACAAUUCAAACCAUUUGCUUUUUGUACUAUCUAUACAAAGCUCAGCAGCUAUACGGCCCUUUCCUCUGUGUCGUGCCUCUGAGUACUAUGACUGCGUGGCAACGCGAAUUCGCUAUCUGGGCUCCGGAUAUGAAUGUCGUCACUUACUUAGGAGAUGUUGCGUCUCGGGAAAUUUUACGGCAGUAUGAAUGGUGCUUCGAUAAUUCCAAAAGGUUUAAAUUUAACGCUAUCCUUACCACUUAUGAAAUACUUUUAAAAGAUAAAACUUUCCUUGGUGGUGUAAGUUGGGCAGCGUUGUUAGUAGACGAAGCUCAUCGUUUGAAAAAUGAUGAUUCCUUGUUGUACAAAGCGUUGGAAGAAUUCGACACCAAUUAUCGUCUACUUAUUACCGGAACACCCCUGCAAAAUUCCCUAAAAGAACUCUGGGCACUGUUGCAUUUCAUCAUGCCUCAGACGUUCGAUUCGUGGGAUCUGUUCGAACGAAACUAUGGCAAUACCACAAACGACAAGUCGUACACCAAGUUGCACAAAGAACUAGAACCGUACAUCUUGCGACGGGUAAAAAAAGAUGUUGAAAAAAGUCUUCCAGCUAAGGUGGAACAAAUUCUUCGGGUUGAAAUGACUUCAAUUCAGCGACAGUAUUAUCGGUGGAUAUUGACGAAAAAUUUUGACGCAUUGCGUAAAGGUUUGAAGGGCUCAGCCGGUACUUUUCUAAACAUCGUGAUCGAAUUGAAGAAGUGUUGCAAUCAUGCUCUUCUGACACGACCGGAUGAAUUCGAAACGCAAACUUCCAAUCAAGAUGAUCGCAUGGUACAGUUGCUUAAAGGAUCUGGCAAAUUGGUAUUAUUGGAUAAAUUGCUUUGUCGGUUAAAGGAAACCGGCCAUCGAGUAUUAAUAUUUUCGCAAAUGGUGCGAAUGUUGGACAUUCUCGCUGAAUAUCUGCAGAAACGACACUUUUCCUUUCAACGGUUGGACGGAAGCAUCAAGGGUGAGAUUCGAAAGCAAGCACUAGAUCAUUUUAACGCCGAGGGCUCUACGGAUUUUUGCUUCUUGUUAUCGACUCGAGCUGGAGGAUUAGGAAUCAAUCUCGCCACUGCCGAUACGGUUAUAAUCUUCGACUCAGAUUGGAACCCUCAGAAUGAUCUCCAAGCUCAGGCCCGAGCACAUCGUAUUGGUCAAAAAAAUCAAGUCAACAUCUAUCGACUGGUAACGGCGCGUUCUGUAGAAGAAGACAUUGUUGAACGAGCGAAAAAGAAGAUGGUUUUGGAUCAUUUGGUCAUUCAGCGAAUGGACACUACGGGUCGCACAGUACUUGAUAAGAACGGAGGUAGCAACACGAGCAAUCCGUUCAAUAAAGAUGAACUGUCAGCAAUUCUAAAAUUCGGUGCCGAGGAAUUGUUUAAAGAAGAUGAAGGAGGGGAGAACGAUCUGGUUUGUGAUAUUGAUGAGAUUCUUAAAAGGGCUGAAACAAGGGAUGAGGCUCCGGAAAUGCCAGGAGAUGAACUGUUAUCGGCAUUCAAUGUUACGACGUUCGAUUUCGAUGAAGAAAAAGAGACACAAAAUGCCAUCCGAAGGCCAAUGAAAGGAGGUCCAUCUGCAGCAGAACAGGAUAAUGAUACUAAAGAUUGGGAUGAUAUUAUUCCGCAAGACUUACGAGAAAAAGUAGAGGCUGAGGAAAGAGACAAAGAGUUGAAUGAACUCUAUCUUCCACCUCGAAGGAAAACCUUGCAACAAUUAAAUCAAGCUAAUGAAGAGGGAACUGGUAGUGGUAAAAAACGCAAAAAGCAGCAAACAGAAGAAGAUAGUGACGACGGUUCGGAUGCUAGCGAUGAAGGAAAAGCAGGAGGCAAGAAAGCUAGUAGUAGAGGCAGGCCAUCAAACAAGGAAAAGAUAACCGGCUUCACGGAUACUGAAUUAAGGAGGUUUAUCAAGGCAUACAAAAAGUUUCCUGCCCCAUUAAAACGCCUGGAAGCCAUAGCUAUGGAUGCUGAACUUCAAGAGAAGCCACUAUCAGAACUCAAGCGAGUUGGUGAGUUGCUACAUGAGAGAUGCGUUCAGUUUAUGGAACACUCAAAAGAAAACGAAGACAAAGAAAAGAAUUUCGCUGACGAUAAAACCAAAAAAGGACCUCGAUCGGCUUUCUCGAUUAAAUUUGGUGGUGUUUCGUUCAAUGUGAAAACUUUGCUGCAAUGCGUCGAAGAACUACAACCGCUAGAUGAAUUCCUUCCUGUAGAUCCAGAUGAACGUGCCAAAUGGGUGUUGAAUAUUAAAACUCGUCCUGCCAACUUCGACUGCCCCUGGGUUAGCGAAGAUGAUUCGAAUCUGCUGCGAGGAAUCUACCAGCUGGGAAUUGGUUCCUGGGAAGCCAUGAAGCUGGAAGAUUCUUUGAAUCUCGGUGACAAAAUUCUCCUGAACGAUGUUACUAAAAAACCUCAAGCCAAGCAUUUGCAAUCUCGGGCGGAGUACUUGUUGAAAAUAAUAAGGAAGAAUCUCGAACUGAAGAAAGGAAUGAACAAGAAACCUCGUAAGCAACGAAAACCUCGUGGAGAAGGAAAGGCUCUUUCUGCGGCUAUCGUCCAUUCGCCGACAGCGUCUCCCAGUCGUACGGUGAAAGACGAAAUGGACAUUGGCAAUGACGCAUCUUCCGCAUCGGAGGACAAAAGAACAGCAACACCUGCAUCGUCAAAGCACAAAAAAGCUUCCGAAUCUGAUUCGAUUCAUGAUCAUGAUACUAAUUCUAACGGACCCAAAGAAAGCUCAAAAUCGACGAAAGAAAAGAAAGAACGCAAGAAAAAAGAAAAAGCUAAACCUACUAAAAAGGAAAAGAAAAAGGAUGUUGACCCUCUACACAUUGCUUCAGACAAUGAACCUGGUGCUUUAAACGUCAUAAGUGAGCUUGACCCAAAAGUGUUUAACGAAUGCAAGGAAAAGAUGCGUCCAGUAAAAAAGGCUCUAAUGACAUUGGGCAAUCCUGAUGAGACGCUUCCGCCGCAGGAACAAGUUAAUCAAACCAGAUCCUGCCUGCUCGCCAUUGGUAAUCACAUCGGCCAGUGUUUGUCGGCUUACAAGAGCCAGGAAAAGAUUAAAGAAUGGAGGAGUAAUUUAUGGAACUUCGUGUCCAAAUUCACUGAAUUUGAUGCGAAGAAACUGUUUAAAAUCUAUAAGCAUGCUUUGAAACGUUCUGAAGGAGAUGACGGUGGAAGUGCGGAUAAAAAGAAAGACCACCACCAUCACCAUCAUCAUUCGAAGGAUGUUAGCCACAGUUCGCCGGUAAAAGAAGCCAAAGAAAAGACCCCGAAAAAGAGUCCUGGUGCCCCUCAAGCGCUACAGACACUUGGCAAAAUAAAGAAAAUCAAAAGAAAAGAUGGCGAGAAAGCCAAUAUUCCGAUGACGAUUAGUACACCGCUAGCAGAUCAGGAGAAAGAAAAGCCCAUCAGUAGUAAUCGAAGAGAAAAGGAGAAAAAACGCCAGCUUGGAGCAACUGGUACUCCUGAUCGGGGAGCUACAACAAAUGAGGGAGAUCCCCGUAGGGAUCGAGACAGAUAUUUGGGCCAUGAUGGUGCAGAAGACGGCGGAAGUCCCCACGGGGUCAAGAGGAGGCUGGAAGAAGGAGAACUGGAGGAGGAUAGUAAGGAGUACAAACGGUUGCAUGGGGAUGGAAGAAACAAUCGCGAUCGUGACAAAAAAUGGGAUGAUUACAGCGAGCGAGAUCGUGGAGCUCGCGCUGGAGUGGGACGAGGUGGACCUCACGGAGCGCAAGCGAGUAUGCGUGGCGGCGGAAUAUUCCCUGAUGCAGGGAGGACCGGGGCACCUUAUCCAGACGAUCGAUACAGUGGACGAGACAGGUUCAGUGAUAAAAGAGAUCGUUAUGAAGGUUAUGGUAGACAUCCACCCACUGGCUAUCAUCGAGAUCACAGGGAUCGAGAUCGUGGCGAACGGCCCUAUAAAGACCAGCGAAGGUAUCCAGCACCUUCAGGAUAUCCAAACAAUCAUUAUGGCAUGCCCCCGGGAGGUUACUACCCUCAGGGUGAAAGUCCCUACCGUUAUGGUGCUGGCUAUGAUCGAGGUGGGGGAGGCGGAAUCAGUGGUUCAGGACCCGGCGGGGUCGACGCUUUCAUGGAUUACCGAGGGGGUGGUGGAAGUGGAUCUGGUGGAGGGCGGGGUGAUCGUCGAGCCCCACCAGCCAAUACUUAAAAGCUUCCUCCCUCGUCCAAGGACCAUUCUAAAAAAAGCCACAAACGGUAACAGGACCGUGUCUCUGAAGCUGUGCAUAUUUAGCUGUAAUAUAGGCAUUAUUCAAUUUAUCUGAGUCUAAACCAAUGAUGUGGAGACUGUCGGAACCCUUAAAUGCUAUAUAGAAAGGAAUAUAUAGCGUUAUCGGCGUUUUCUACAAACUCAGACGAACUUAGUGUACAGAUUGUCGAAUUAGGUUUUUUUUUUAUUACGAAUUAGUAAUGUUUUAAGUAACCUGUUGUAAUUUAUUAAGUUGCUAACAUUUGUGAGAAACAAAAGAUGCUCAUUAAUAUUUACAAUAGAGGAUUUGUUUUACUUUUCUGUAUUAUAAUUGAAAACGCCUCAUGGAACAAAACCUAUUGUCGUGUAUAAGUUCGAUGUUCAUACCUCAAUUUUCGUCCUUUUUAGUUAAGACUAGUUUCGAGUGAGCUACAAACACCUUCAACAGAAACUAUCCGGGAUAAAUGAUCAAGAAGCAUUUCCUCUGUAAGUCAGUUUUUUGGAAUUGUUCUUUAUGAAACAGGACAUAGAUUGUCUCUAGUUUGGAGUACCGCAUGCGGAAUUUGUACAUUAUUGUAAAAUAAUCGCGAGUGUGUUUUGGUAAAUAGGAGAGAAUUAGAUCCUACGGGGACGAUAAGAAGUAUCUGAGAUCAAAGUGCAGGAAAAGGGUUCGCGUGACCACAAUUAUUUUGAAUACGUGUGUGACUGCGAGAAAGACUGUCGUUUCUAAACGCUGAUGCAUAGGCAACAAUUAGGUUAAAUUUUAAUUUAUGAUAAUUAAUCGAUCGUCGAUACAAAAGUCUAUUUUUAAAACCAACAAAAGAAAGUUUCUUAUUGUCCAGACACAUUCUUUCUCUACAAAAGACAGUAAUCUUAUCAGGAAGUAAAACAAGGCUUAAAGCAAUUAUUUAAAAACAUGAGGUGUUAAAUUAUUUCGUCGAACAAAAUCCAACACUAUUAGAAUCAAGAACAGACACUUGUCGAAUAAUCAAACGUUAUUCGGAACCAAUACUUUCUUCUCGACUGCUAUGGAAUUGUGCGCAAUAUCAUCAAUGAUUCAAAAUAAAACAAAUGAAAUUAA